AUCGCCGAUUGGCACAGUUGAGGGGAAAAACUUGGAAUGGUUCAACAAUGGAGAGCAGCAGGUCUUACUUACUUGCGUUAUGCAAAUAUAUGUGCAGAUUUUGUACGCAAAGCUUUGAAGGAACCAAAAAGAACAGAAGCACUGUCAAGGACUACCUUUGAGAUGACCAAAAGUGAGUGGAGCGAAGGAAAGGUAGCUAAAAGAGAAUCCCUUACGCAAGAGGCUGAAAGGAAUAAUGUUUCGAGCAGCAACAAAUGAGUCACUUAAGAAUAAACAUUCUUCCAAGUGGAAACAAGUUGGUUUUGACUAGACAAAAGUCGCUGGAGUCACUUUGUUCUUU
This is a messenger RNA of Galdieria sulphuraria, 340 nucleotides long. Its product is annotated as F-type H+-transporting ATPase subunit epsilon. Gene Ontology annotation, cellular component: mitochondrial inner membrane. Gene Ontology annotation, biological process: proton motive force-driven mitochondrial ATP synthesis. The record is from RefSeq and is a predicted model, not a curated record. Gene Ontology annotation, molecular function: proton-transporting ATP synthase activity, rotational mechanism. NCBI's taxonomy places the organism in Eukaryota, Rhodophyta, Bangiophyceae, Galdieriales, Galdieriaceae. The coding region runs from base 37 to 258 and encodes 73 amino acids. The transcript is spliced from 2 exons.